Molecule: messenger RNA, 5618 nt
Organism: Syngnathus acus (greater pipefish)
Lineage: Eukaryota; Metazoa; Chordata; Actinopteri; Syngnathiformes; Syngnathidae
Product: dynamin binding protein
Exons: 18
Coding region: 439-5259 (1606 amino acids)
Biological process (GO): intracellular signal transduction
Cellular component (GO): cytoplasm
Molecular function (GO): guanyl-nucleotide exchange factor activity; protein binding
Source: RefSeq, a predicted model, not a curated record
UGGAAAAAGUAGGGUGGUCUGUUUGUGUUGAGUGAAGGCAUGGAGAGGAGACUCGCAAAAAGCUCUACUCCCCUUCCAGCACUUCUGACGUCUGAUCAGAUGACAGCUGAAAUGGCUGAAACACACGGACUGCGCCGACAUGUUUCUUAUACUCCAAAAGAAUAGCGCAUCCUUUCGCUUUAUGAUGAUUGUUUUCAAUCUAUGCGCGCUGUAGUCGUUUCAUCGGGAAGACACGAGUGCCAACACAUCAGCGGACCCGAGAAAAAGUUGCUUCUCGUGGGUCUACUUGGAUCUUGAAAGUUGCCGAUUACAGCUGGACUUCGAUCACCCGAAUAGGUUUGACCUCCAGCAUUUGCAUAGGUGUGACUACCUGGCAACCUCUCCUGUGUUGUCUGUGCAAGCUGCUAUCAGUGCUGUUGUCAACUGAGGUUAUGAGUGAUGGAAGCGGGAUCGCUGGUGCGCGCCGUCUUUGAGUUCCUUCCCAGCGUCUCCGAGGAGCUGCCCCUCUUCACCGGCGAUGUUAUCGAGGUGCUCGGCGUGGUGGAUGACUUCUGGUUGCUCGGCAACAAAGAUGGCGUCACCGGUCAGUUUCCCAGCACCUUUGUGGAAGAGGUUACCAUACCCACUUCCAAGCCCGAAGAUCGACUCUACGUGUGCAUUAAUGAUUUUUGCUCCACGCAACAAGGGAGUCUUGCCCUAAAGAGAGGGGAUGUGGUAGUUGGGGAAACGGGGGACUCCAUGGAGUCUGGAGAGUCUUGGCUUUGCGGCUGUGACGACCGGGGGGCCCGCGGUGUCUUCCCCGCCUCUUGCGUCAAGGAGCUGAACCUCUCGUGCCGCUCCCGGCAGCUCUCGGCGCGCUCGGCCCAGGCUCACGCCGCCGACCUCCCGGCGCACGCCCUGGGCCAGGCCCGGGCUCUCAUGAGUCUCCACGCGCAGCUCAACGAGGAGCUGGACUUCCGCGAGGGCGACUUGAUCAUCAUCACCGGACUGCCCGAGCCGGGUUGGUUCGAAGGUGAGCUCGACGGCAGCAGGGGGAUCUUCCCGGAGGGGUUUGUGGAGCUCCUGAGUCCUCUGCGAUCACCUCAGGAGCUCCAGCAUUGCCAGUAUUUCAGCAAUGAUGCAGCGCAGGCCAGCGAAGAAGACGCCGUCGAAGAUGAGCAGGUUGAGGAGCAGGAAGAGUCUCCCCGAGAAGACGACGAAGAGGAGGAAGGUGCCGUCUACGGAGUGGCGCUCUAUGAAUUCCGCGCCAUGGAGCCCGGUGAGUUGGACUUUGAUGUGGGCGACCGCAUUCGUGUUGCGAACACCAUGGAAGAUGGCUGGCUGGAGGGAGAGCUGAGAGGACGCCGUGGUAUCUUCCCUCAUCGUUUUGUCAAAAUCGAAAGGCCCGAUCUGAAAAUGGCAGAGGAAACAAAACACGACGAACCGAAACAGGAGGACGCUUUUGACUACAGCUCAGAUCCGUCGUGGUCCGACGGGAACGACCCCGAUCCGACCGCUUGUGAAGAUCACACGAUAUGGGACCUGGACUACUUUGAGAAGAACGAGCAGCAGAGAUGGCAAAGUGCAAACAAGAGCGACGCUGCUCCAAAUGAAAACAGAAGGCAGAGCGAUCUGGUUCCUGUGGGCCCAUCGCACCCGAGACCGCAGAGACCCAAAUCCAUGCCACCGACGAGACCCAGACUCCCACCUCCGCGACCGAGCUUGCCCGCACGUAGCCAAACGAAUCGCGUCGACGCAAAGCAGACCAACUACACGAACGGAAAUCAGAGAAGCUACGCUAACGGAACCGGCCGACCUCAACCUAAAUCUUCUCAUAGUCUAACUCUACCUAGCACUCAUUCUGGUUGGUCCAAAGACAGCCAAAACCGCCACGGGCCCACCGGGAAUGGCAACUGUAGCCGAAGCGCAACGCUCGGACAAGCCUUGAUGAGCAUCGUGGAGAACCAUAAACAGAAGAAGACCAGCGCCAAUGAUGCCGAAAGCCAAUCGUGUCGUUCCCAGCAGGUGCGCUCGGGCUCCAACGGCUUCUUGCCGUCGUCCUUCACCUUGGAUGCUUUGCUGACAUCGGCCGGCGACUUGGAAGCCAAACUGUCGCAGCAGCUUUUUGAAUUUGAGAAAAGCCUCACGUCGCCGUGCAGCGACAGCGGCGCCUCGGUGGAGCAAUCGCACAUCUCCAGACACUUCUCCAUUCUGGGCUACAACGACGAGAGCGACAUCAUCCGGGGGUCUUUGCAUUCGCCGGGUUCCGACUCUGCCUCCUCAUCGUUAGAGAGACGCAGGACCCUUCGCCCGCCGCCUCCUCGUCCGCAAGCGGUGCGCCCCGCGAGUCGACCGGCCCGCCCUGCUCCCCGUCGUCCUCCGCCGACCCCGAGACCCUCCGCCAACUCUUCCCACCACAACACCUCCAUCUUCUUUGCCCCUCACGAGCCAAGCUUUGACCAAAUAAAUGACGAGCAAGCGGAUCUCAGUGACUUCACGGCCACCCAGGAACACGAAGUCCAACCGGAAGACGGGAAAGAUCCGGAGCUGGAGCUGGAGAGCCAACGGCAGAGCGAGCUGUUGCUACGGCUACAAGAGGUGGAGAACGACAUGGACGUGUAUGCGCGCACCGCCGAGGAACUCAGGGCCCUGCUGGAGGAGGAAGAGGAGGAGACGGCCCGCGUGCAGCUCAUGGAGAACCUGGAGUUCUGCAACUACACGCUGGAGACGCUGGCCUUGGAGCAGCAACAGUUGCAAGAGAUGACGCAGUUGUCGUCGCAGCCCAAACUCUCAAAGCCCGCCUCGGCCGGCGACGCCACGCCCGCCGCCGACACCGAGGACCCCGAGCUGAGGAUGCUGGAGAAGCGAUCCAAGGUGAUUGAGGAGCUCCUGCAGACGGAGAAGGACUACAUCAAGGACCUGCAAAUGUGCGUGGUGGAGAUCGUUGAGCCUCUGCAGAAGAAGCAGGUGAACAACGUGGACUUUGACGGCCUUUUCGGCAACAUCAACUCUGUGAUCGAUCUGUCGCAGCGGCUCUUUGAAACGUUGGAGGAAACCGACUCCAUCGGAAAAGUCUUCGUUGACUUUAAAGCGGAGCUGGAGGCGGUGUACAACGUCUACUGCCAGAACCACGACGAGGCCAUCUCGCUGCUGGAAAGCUACGAGAAAGACGAAAAUAUCCAACGGCACGUUUUGGAGUGUCUGGAGAGGCUCAGGGCCAUAUAUCGAGACUGGGGCAAAACCAACUACAUCAAUUUGGGUUCUUUCCUCAUCAAACCGGUGCAGCGGGUCAUGCGCUACCCGCUGCUGCUCAUGGAGCUGCUGGGGGCCACGCCCGAAAGCCACCACGACCGGCCCCAGCUCGCUCAGGCCCUGCAGGCCGUCAAGGAAAUCAACGUCAACAUCAACGAGUACAAACGGCGCAAAGACCUCGUGGUGAAGUACAGGAAGAGCGACGAGGACACGUUCAUCGACAAGAUCUCCAAACUCAGCAUGCAUUCCAUCAUCAAGAAGUCCAACCGUGUCAGCAGUCACAUCAAGCACCUGACGGGAAUUUCACCCCAGAUUAAAGACGAGGCGUUCGACGAGGCCGAAAAGCGCUUCCGGCUGCAGGAGCGACUCAUCAAAUCUUUCAUCCGGGAUAUUUCCUUAUACCUGCAGCACAUCAGGGAAUCGGCCUCGGUGAAGGUGCUGGCGGCCAUCAGCUUCUGCGACAUCUACACGGAGCGAAACGUCCCCGACCCGGAGCGCUUCCAGAGAGCCCAUCGCUGCAUCAGCGACCAACAGUUCACCCAAUUUAAGGAACGCACAGAAGCUUUGGUCAUCAACCCGCUGACCCAGCUGCUGCUCAUGUUCGCCGGGCCUCACAAGCUGGUCCAGAAGCGUUUCGACAAGCUGCUGGACUACGACAACUGCAAGGAGCGCGCCGAGCGCUUGAAGGACCGCCGGGUCCAGGAUGAGCUGCAGGUGGCGCGCAGCAACUACGAGGCGCUCAACGCCCAACUUCUGGACGAGCUCCCAAAGUUCCACAACGCUGCCGAGGAGCUCUUCACCGGCUGCGUGAAGGCCUUCGCUCAAGCCCAGAAAGACUUCAUGAAGACGACGCUCGGAGAGCUGAAACCUCUUCUGCAAGUCUUUGCUCGCAAGGUCGGCACCGAGGGAAACUUGGUAGCCCAGUUCCAAGACGAGUACGGUCGCGUUCUCCAGCUUCUGCAGAGCUUCAGCUUCUGCCCUGAAAACCUGCCGCCAGCCACCACAACCACCGUCGUCACCGCCUCGGCAAACAAUCCCCCCAAUAAGAAAACGCUGGAGAAGCAGAGCUCCAAAAAGCAACUCCAAGGACCUCCCAACUGCAUCUUGCAGACGGAUGAGCAUCGAGCGGCUCUGAUGACGCGCUUUGGUCCUGGCAAACUCUUCCAGGCUGAGAGGAACUUCAAUGCGGCCCAGGAUCUGGAUGUGUCCAUCCUGGAGGGGGACCUGGUGGGCAUCAUCAAACAGCAGGACCCCAUGGGGAGCAACAAUCGCUGGCUGGUUGAUAAAGGCGUCUCCAAGGGCUUCGUGUACAGCUCCUUCCUCAAACCCUACAACCCGCGCAGGAGCCAGUCGGACGUGUCCAUCGAGAGUCAGUCGUCCAACGAGUCGGGCUACGGCGGCUCCUCGCCCGUUUUCUCGCGGCAGAACAGCAACAGCACGCUAAUCUUCAACCAGGAAACGGCGGCCGUCAGCUUCUCCACCACGCAAUCCCAAAGCCACUCGUCCCCGCAGCCGUCUCUGGACUCCGCCCCGUCUCGUGGGCCUCACCUCGACUCCUCGCCGCGGGAUCCCUCCAACCGCAAGGACGGCCACAGGACCGCGGAGUCCUCCCACCAGCGCUCGGGUCACUGCCGGGACUCGUACGACGCCGCCCACGCCAGCCUGAGCGACCGCUCGGAGACGGACUCUUAUUCCUCGCACAGAGACGGCUCGCAGCAGAGCCACGGCGACAAAGAUUCUCACCGGUGGAGGAACGGCGGCGGGCACAAAAAGUCCGCCUACGCUCUCGACGACUUCAGCGAGCCCGAGUCUGAGCAGGAUGCCGAAUCGGACCGACACCAGAUCUACUUUGCCCUGUACUCCUUCAGCGCUCGCUGCGCCAACGAACUGAGCAUUUCGGCCAACCAGCGGCUACGCAUUCUGGAGUUCCAGGACAUGAACGGCAACGGCGAGUGGUGGCUCGGCGAGGCCGGCGGCCGACGAGGCUACGUGCCUUCUAAUUACAUCCGCAAAUCAGAAUACACCUGAGCACCGCCCGCUGCUUGUGACACGGCGGUGAGACAAGCGGAUCUUUUUUGGAGUGACUGACUUUUUGCUCCUAUUCUCAGAUGCCUAUAUUUAUAGAUUUUUUUUUUUUUUUACUUUCCAUAAAGAAAUGUGGAUUAUUCAUCCAGUAUUAGCACAUCGGGGAAGCCUGAAAGCAGACAAGGAUUUUUUUUUUUUUUUUUAAUUAACCCGAUCACUGUGUUCAUUGCACUUUCUCCAUUUGGCUUCAUAGGAACAAUCAAGCACUUAAGGAGUGAACUUCCAGUUUGAGGAGAGUUUGGCGUGUUGUGUGAUUUCCAAACAGCACUCAUUGACACUGUGAAAUGAAGACAAGGUAAAAA